Messenger RNA from Microthlaspi erraticum, 537 nucleotides. NCBI's taxonomy places the organism in Eukaryota, Viridiplantae, Streptophyta, Magnoliopsida, Brassicales, Brassicaceae. The record is from the annotation of a GenBank genome assembly.
AUGGAUCCUCCUCCUGCGAUUCCUCAAUUUCUCGACCAAUACGAGAAUCCGUACUUUCUUCACAGCUCAGACCAUGCUGGCUUGAUACUCGUUUCCGAUCGUCUUCAAUCCGGCGCCAACUUCCAUUCUUGGCGACGCUCGGUGCGUAUGGCUCUCAAUGUACGUAACAAACUGGGAUUCAUCGACGGUACGAUUCCAAAACCACCUGAUAAUCAUAGAGAUGCUGGUUCUUGGUCCCGUAGUAAUGAUAUGGUCGCGACUUGGAUUAUGAAUUCCGUCAGUAAGAAAAUUGGUCAGAGCUUGCUGUUCAUGAGUACUGCGGAAUCGAUUUGGAAGAAUCUCUUGGCUAGAUUUAAGCAAGACGAUGCACCUAGAGUGUUUGAAAUUAAACAACGCUUAGGUAGUCUUCAACAGGGAUCCAUGGAUGUUAGUAGUUUCUAUACUGAGCUGAUGACUCUUUGGGAAGAGUAUAAGAACUAUAUUGAGCUCCCUGUAUGCACUUGUGGUCGAUGCGAGUGUAAUGUUGCUGGUUUAUGA